This is a messenger RNA of Owenia fusiformis, 4039 nucleotides long. Lineage: Eukaryota; Metazoa; Annelida; Polychaeta; Sabellida; Oweniidae. The record is from the annotation of a GenBank genome assembly.
AUGCUAAUUUUGGUGGCAAUUAUUGAAAUAUUGGAUAUCUUCCACAUCUUAAAAAUGUUUCAUAGCAUAUCUAAGAUGGAGGGAGUGAAGUCAAAACCUAAAGAUACCACAGUACGAAGGCCAAUGAACGCCUUCCUUAUCUUCUGCAAACGUCAUCGUAGUGUGGUGCGACAGAAACAUCCACACCUUGACAACCGAACCGUGACACGCAUCCUUGGAGAGUGGUGGGCAAAACUUGGCAAUGAGGAGAAAGGGGUCUACACUGAUUUGGCUAAGCAAUAUAAAGAUGCAUUUAUGAAAGCUAAUCCUGACUACAAAUGGUUCAACCCGGAGAAGGCAGUUCACAGCCAAGGGGCAUCUAAGGCCACACAGAAACAGGCCCAGAAGAUAACAGGUCAUAAUGAUCAAGACUCCAGUAAGAAAAUUGAAGCUGGAAAAUUGGCAGAUCCCACUAACAUGGGAGGCCUCAGUUUGCUAUUAAUGGCAGGUCAGCAAACACUUGAUGCUCCCUCAACGAUGGAACCGCAAACAAUGAAUGCUCCUCUUCCCAAUUCAGAGGCCAAGAGCUGCGAUCCAUUAAAAAUGACAAAUCCUGGUCCUCAGUCGAAGGAUCAUUCGAUGGCAGAAAAUGAGCUUUGCUUCAGCAAUGCCAUCAAUCAAAAUCGCCCCUCUCAAAUACAACCUUCAACUCAGUCAAACCAAGUGACCAAUCAAAACUACUAUUACAACUUCCAAUCAAAUGGUAGGACACAAAGUUCAGUGAGUUCUAACCAACAGUCUGCCCCAGUUCAGCAUGUUAACUACCCAUACAACCACCCUGAUGUUGAACAAGGUGACAAUAACACAGAACCAGUUUAUUCACGUCUUGAAAAGUUUGUAAAAAAGUUAGAGGAAAAGGAGAGCACACAUUAUGUAUCAACUAGUCUACUUCACAGGCCUCAAACUGGGAGUGGGGGUCAAGCAACAGGGACUGGGAACCAGACUAAUGGGAAUGAACACCAUACAAAAAACGUUAGUUGGAAUCAAUUGGAAACAAUUGGUGGUGGUGGUAGUCAUGGUAACCAAAUAACAGGGAGAGGAAUCCAAACAGCUGGGACUGAAAAUCAGACGACAAUGAUUGAAAACAUUUCAAACAACAAGACUUUUGCAUCUCAAAGCCAUAAUUUGAAUAGCACAGAUAGCAGAAAAGUUGUGACACUUUUGAAGGAGGGAAAACAAGGGGGUGUCCCAUUAAAUGUGAAUACUACCCAAACUACCUCUAAAGCACAGUAUAGCCCUGGCACUAUUGGACAUUUAAUGACUAAGCCCAGAGCCGCUCCUGCCUCACCACCAGAGAAAGAUUCCAUAAAUGGACAAAUGGUCGUCGAAAGUGUCAUUGAGGCACUUUAUUCUAAAGCUAAAUCAACUCCUACAAAUCAGCCAACUCAGUCUGCAGUUGUUGCCAUGGUAACACCAGUUCAGAAUGUCAUGGUGACCCAGGAUGUCAACCAGGGAACACGACUACAGAGCCUCUUGACGGGUAAGCAAAUUCAUAUGGACUACGCAUCAAAUAUUCCUGGUGGUCAAACAACUCAGAACCAUGGCAACCAAUUAACAGAUAAUGUAUCGAAUUCACAAAACCAUGGCAUUCAAUCAGUGCAUAAUAAUGGACUGCCAAUGACUGAGAAUGUACCAACUGCACAAAACCAUAAUGCUUCUGGAAACCAUAAGGUACACAAAGGUCAAAAUUUUAAGUACAAGUCAUCCCCUGAUCAUGAAGCUUUCUCGAAGUUAACCAUAGAACAAGAGGCACAAAUUCUUGAUGGGAAUGGAAAUAUUCAGGCUGGACAAAUCACCAAUCUGUCCAAUCAGGCUACUGAUGUUUCUAAUCGCCACUUUGAUACCAAUUGCAACUCAAUAGAAGAGAAAAGGACAUGGGAACCAAAAUGCGAUACUUCAAAAGUCCUCCCCAACUUAGAAGCCAUUGGUUUAGGCACAUCGAUUAUACAAACUUCCUCAGCUCUUCAGAUAGCUAAUGAUUAUCAGAUCUCAAAAAUGAUGGCUUCAACCCAAAAAGAACACUCUAAAGAAUUAGAAUUAUCUGGAGAUUCUGAAUCCAAAUCAGCUGACAGAAAUUCAGAAUUUAGACAUGAACCGAUGUCCUUGUGCCAUAAUUCACCGCAAUUUGAUAUAAAUCCAAAUUCUCAGUUUACUACCAUGCCCUCUGGUGGUGAAUUAGACAAUACACUGCCCUCUGGUGGGGAUAUGGAGACUGAUCAUGCUGAGGACUUUUACGACUUUGAUGAUGAUGAAGAUGAGGAUUCUGUUGGGGAUCGUGUACGUAAGUCGCAACGUUCAAAUCGAGGCCAGCGCUACAAGGAGAUGAUUAACAAGGGGAUUAUUCACAGACAGAAGCACAGAUCUGGGCCCACACCAACUGUAGAGUUUAACUUGAAAGAAGAACCCAUUCAACGUAGCAAGGAUGAUAGCUUUGUCGAACCACUCUCCAGUCUGUUGUCAUUUAGACGCCAGCGUAAAAGAGCAACUUCAGAGUCUGACAAGGUGCACGUUAACACAGACCCUGCUGAGAAGAAAUAUAAAACAGGAGACUUUGACCUGGAAGAGCAUCUUGCAACGAUUCCUAUGUGCAACAUGGAGCUGAUGGAUAAGAAGAAAACAAAGAAACAAAGACGCAGACACCAUAGUGAAGGAAGUAAGAUCCAGCAGAAAGACCCAGUGACCCUUCAGUCAAUAGGGGAACUGAAACUUAUGUCAUGGAAAUUUCCAUCAGCACAUGGGUGUAGGAUGGAAAAUUCCGCUGACAAGCCACUCGUAGGCAGUAAGAAGAGGAAAGCAAGGAAGUCAUCUAUCACUCACAUGGUGCCUGUCAAAUCUAUUGAAGACAUUAAAGCUAAAACCUCAAUAAAUAGUCUCCAGUCCUUGAAUGGCUUGCCAACCCAGAAAAAUACUCUCUCAGGGUCCCUGCCUGAACUGGCCUCAGAGUCAACUGUCUUAAGGAAUGAGGAGCUUGGAUUUACGCGUGACAUCAGUCAUCUACAAACUGUCACUGUGAAAUGAAUGAUGCAAUAUUACAGGAAAUAUAUAUCAGCUUUACCUAUAUAUGAAUAUCAUCUCCUUAUAUAGGCAUGCUUAGAGUCCAAUAUUAUGCUUAUUUUGGAUGAAAUACUGUGCAGUGAAAUAUAGUGACUGAUAUAGAUGUCAGGCGAGAUUUAUAACGCAACAUACAGAGUAGUUAUAAGGAUCAUGAAGAUACUGAUGCGGAAUAUUUGUAAUGACUGAUACAAUUUGAUCGAAGAAGGAAUUGUGAAAAUACUGUUGCAGAAUUAUUUUAUUCAAUCAACAAUUUGAAUGUCACAUGAAACAAUGCCAAAUUAAGGUUGGCAUAGCAGUGUGAGCAAUUUAGCUUGCAAGCUAACUUCAUAUACAAAUAUAUAACAAUGUCAUUGCACUGUGCCUACCUUAGUGUUAUAUUUACUAUAAUGUGUCAUAUUGUGAAACACAUGUAACAUAUUUUUAGAGGCACCUAAUAUAUCCUUGAUACUAUGGUCAUUUCACUUGAAGUUUGGUAACAAUUUGAGUACUUAAGUCGUGUCUAUACAGAAUGCAAAAGAAGGGGCGUUGUAGUCAAACAUCGGGUGAAAGCGCCCCCUAUCUUUAACCCAGGACAACUGUGCAUAAGAGAAAAAUUUUAAUAUUUUUUUACAUCUAUAGAGAGUUGAUUGAAUGUGAAGGUUUGAGAAGCUGAUAUGCAACUGCUAUUUUUAUCCACCAGUUGCAUAUAUGAAAAGUAAAGGCAAUUUUAUUUUUGAUUACGAUUAUUUUUGCAUAUAUUGUAAGUAGUCACUCGUAGCUAGUCAUGAAAUACUUAACUUAUGUAUACUGUACAUAGAAUUUAUUAGUACUUCAAAUAUAUAAAUGGCAAUGUUGAAGUAUUCAUGGAAUGGGAUGGUAUAAUGUUAAUUGAUGUACAUGUAAUACGCAGACACUGAUUCAUUUGCCAAAACAGGUGGCCUAAUUUUUUGCCAUUAAUGAACUGAGC